Molecule: messenger RNA, 1248 nt
Organism: Physella acuta
Lineage: Eukaryota; Metazoa; Mollusca; Gastropoda; Physidae
Source: RefSeq, a predicted model, not a curated record
UUUUGAAGUACGAUUUCAAGACGAUGGCUAUCGGUGAUGUGAAAAUCUCUAGCGCUUUAAUCGCUGCACUCUUUUUGUCUUUAAGUCUUGGAUACGUACACUGUCAAGCUGAUUGCACCAUGCUUGUUCACAAAAGUCAAGGAAUACAAGUACCAGAUUAUGCAAAUUUAGAAAUCGGCUACAACACUCAGGAUGAUUGUUUCGAGUUCUGCAGGACUAAGAGCGACUGUCUUAUGGCAGGAUUUGCUGACGAAGAAUGCCACUGGGACUCUGUGCUACAUGUCUUAGACAACGACCCAACUUACCUUUCGGCAACCAAAACAUGCCCUAGUACAACGUCGACAACAUCUACAACCACAACAACGCCGACCACCACAUCAACCACAACAACGCCGACCACCACAUCAACCACAACAACGCCGACCACAACAUCAACCACCACAACGACGACCACAACGACGACCACAUCAACCACCCCUACCACCACCAACGAGAUGACCAGUGCCAGUUCAACAAAAGCACAAGCUUCCUGCUCCCCCAGCGUGUUUCAGGAUACAGACAGCGACACCGCUUCCAUCACACUCGCCAUUUCCGGUUCCGGCGACUGUCACACGGCAUGCAAGCUCGUCCAAGAGUGCUCGAAUUAUGUGUACUCAUCCAGCACGUGCAGUCUGUACACGUCAUCGUCUGACGUCACCUCGCUCGCAGGGAGUGAGCUGGGAAAUAAAAUCAACUGUCCGGACGGCAGCCAUUGUUGUUUUGACACGAAGAGCGACACGACGGUCAACGCAGGGACCCUGCUGGCCAGGCUCACCCUGUCGCAGGCAUCCUGCGAGCAGGCCUGUGCCAUGCUCAGCAACUGUCGCGCCGUCGUCCUCACAGGGUCCGCCUGCAAAGUCUACCUGACAGACCCUGUGAAAGUCAGUCGUCCAGGACUUGUAAUGUCAGUGAAAUCAUGCAGCCAAGGUUCUGUAACUCUGAGAGCCGAGUGUAACAAUGCAAGAAGUAGCCUGAGUUACUUCAAUCUUCUGAUGGCUGUUGUGACAGCUGCAUUCAGCGUCUUGGUGCUGCAGAUUUGACAUGGGUCAGGAGCAGAUGAUACGACAAGCUGAUUGGUUGAUUUGUCACCAGCGUUUGAAUCCAUGCAACAGCAAAUUUGAUUGGACCAACUGGCACAUUCGUGGUAGAUCAAACUUCGCUGAGCUAGCCAUUUUCUUUGAAAUUUUUUUAAGUUUUAAGAUAGUUGAU